AUGAGCAGGAUGGCGAAACAGGAGUUGCUGGCAUCAAUACAAGACCGCUACCCGGGGUCUUCCAGAAAGGACAAGAGCCGGAUCCUCGACGAGUUCAUCGCCGUGACCGGCCAUCACCGGAAGCAUGGUAUUCGCCUGCUGGGACAAUCGGGCGACGCCGGAGACCACGUGCCUGGGGUGAAAGGCCGGCGGAUCUACGACGAGGCAGUUCGGGAGGCGGUGAUCCUGGUGUGGGAAGCAUCGGACCGCAUCUGCGGCAAGCGUCUGAAGGCGGCGUUGCCCCACCUGGUGGAGUCCAUGGAACGCCACGGCCACCUGGACCUGGAUCCCGAGGUCAGGGAGCGUCUGCUGUCCGCCAGCGCGGCCACCCUGGACCGGUUGCUGAAACCGGUCCGCGCCACGGUGGCCAGCCGGCGCAAACGACGCCGGAAUCUGAGUGCGGGGCGGAACAUCCCGUCCGGACCUUCGCCGAUUGGAACCGCCCCUCCCCCGGGCUUCUUGUAA
Molecule: messenger RNA, 504 nt
Organism: Geodia barretti
Lineage: Eukaryota; Metazoa; Porifera; Demospongiae; Tetractinellida; Geodiidae
Source: the annotation of a GenBank genome assembly